GCGGCCCCGGCGCUUUUCUCCGCGCGAACAGAGAGAGGCGGCAGCCGCUUCUUCAGUCCCCUGAGUUCGCUCCAGCCGCUCGCCCGCCACCGCCCCCUCGGCGCGGACCUCGCACUGCCUAGGACUCACUCAGCCUCCGGGUAGCCGAGAACUUUGCAACUUUUCAGAGACUGCAUCUUAACGAUAUUUACAAGAAAUCCGCUCUCAGAGUUACGUCAGUCGUUUGAGGUGGAAACUACCCAGAUUUCAGGAGUAAAAGUUUUCAGGUUGCCGUCUUCAGAAUGAUUCCCUGUAGAGCAGCGCUGUCUUUUGCCCGAUGUCUGGUCCGGAGGAAAAUCGUCACUCUGGACAGUUUAGAAGAUACCAAACUGUGUCGCUGCCUGUCCACCGUGGACCUCAUCGCCCUGGGGGUGGGCAGCACGCUGGGCGCUGGGGUCUACGUGCUGGCCGGGGAGGUGGCCAAAGCGGACUCUGGCCCCAGCAUUGUGGUCUCCUUUCUCAUUGCUGCCCUAGCUUCCGUGAUGGCAGGUCUUUGCUACGCGGAAUUCGGGGCCCGAGUUCCCAAGACUGGGUCUGCCUACUUGUACACUUACGUCACUGUUGGAGAACUGUGGGCCUUCAUCACUGGCUGGAAUCUCAUUUUAUCUUAUGUGAUAGGAACAUCAAGUGUUGCAAGGGCGUGGAGUGGCACUUUUGAUGAACUUCUUAGCAAGCAAAUCGGUCAGUUUUUCCGGACAUACUUCAAAAUGAAUUAUACUGGCCUUGCAGAGUAUCCAGACUUCUUUGCUGUGUGCCUUAUAUUACUUCUUGCAGGUCUUUUAUCUUUUGGAGUGAAAGAGUCUGCUUGGGUGAAUAAAAUCUUCACAGCUGUCAAUAUCCUGGUGCUUCUCUUUGUAAUGGUUGCUGGGUUUGUGAAAGGAAAUGUGGCAAACUGGAAGAUUAGUGAAGACUUUCUCAAAAAUAUAUCUGCAAGUGCCAGGGACCCACCUUCUGAAAAUGGAACAAGCGUCUAUGGGGCUGGUGGCUUUAUGCCUUAUGGCUUUGCAGGAACUUUGGCUGGGGCUGCAACCUGCUUUUAUGCCUUUGUGGGAUUUGACUGCAUUGCAACAACUGGUGAGGAAGUCCGGAAUCCUCAGAAGGCUAUUCCUAUUGGAAUUGUGACUUCCCUGCUCGUUUGCUUUAUGGCCUAUUUUGGGGUCUCGGCAGCUUUAACACUGAUGAUGCCGUACUACCUCCUGGAUGAGAAAAGCCCGCUUCCUGUGGCCUUCGAGUACGUUGGAUGGGGGCCAGCCAAAUACGUCGUUGCAGCAGGCUCCCUCUGCGCUUUGUCAACAAGGUACAUCUCUUCUUGGAUCCAUUUUCCCAAUGCCUCGUGUAAUCUAUGCUAUGGCGGAGGAUGGGUUGCUUUUCAAAUGUCUAGCUCAAAUCAAUUCCAAAACGAAGACACCAAUAAUUGCUACUUUAUCAUCGGGUGCAGUGGCAGUCUUCUGGGUUCCAUGUUUCCUUUACCCCGAAUUCUGUUUGCCAUGGCCCGGGAUGGUUUACUGUUUAGAUUUCUUGCCAGAGUGAGUAAGAGGCAGUCACCAGUAGCUGCCACACUGACCGCAGGGGUCAUUUCUGCUGUGAUGGCGUUCCUGUUUGACCUGAAGGCCCUCGUGGACAUGAUGUCCAUUGGGACACUUCUGGCCUACUCUCUGGUCGCGGCCUGUGUUCUCAUCCUCAGGUACCAGCCCGGCUUAUCUUACGAGCAGCCCAAGCAUUGUUCUGAGAAAGAAGCUCUGGGGUCGUGUGCCAACAGAACCUCCAAAAGCGAGUCUCAGGUCACCAUGCUGCCAGGACAGGGCUUCAGCCUGCGAACCCUCUUCAACCCCUCGCUUCUGCCCACAAAACAGUCUGCUUCUCUCGUCAGCUUUCUGGUAGGAUUCCUGGCAUUCCUCAUCCUGGGCCUGAGUGUUCUGACCACGCACAGCGUCCACGCCAUCGCCAGACGGGAAGCGUGGAGCCUGGCUCUCCUGGUGCUGUUUCUCGUUCUCUGUGCCGCCAUUGUGCUCAUCAUCUGGAGGCAGCCCCAGAAUCAGCAGAAAGUCGCCUUUAUGGUUCCAUUCUUACCGUUCCUGCCAGCCUUCAGCAUCCUGGUGAACAUUUACCUGAUGGUCCAGUUGAGUACAGACACCUGGAUCAGAUUUAGCAUCUGGAUGGCGCUUGGUUUCCUGAUUUACUUCGCUUAUGGCAUUAGACACAGCCUGGAGGGUAAUCCGAGGGAUGAAGACGAUGAUGAAGAUAUGUAUUCAGACAACAUUAACGCAGCAACAGAAGAAAAAUCUGCCAUGCAAGAUGGUGACGAUCACCAAAGAAACCUGAGCUUACCUUUCAUUUUCCACGAAAAGACAAGCGAGUGCUAGUGCCUGCUGGGACAGAACUGGUCCAGAGUCUUCACGUACAUAGUCUGCAUGGAGGGAACCAUGACGACGUCAUCACCACACCAGGUUGUCAUGGAUUUGCUGCAGACAUAGUUCACCCUAAUUUAUACUCACUCACCUGAACAGCACCUCCUCUGACGGUGACUCACACAUCUAGGGAAACCACUCUGAGCUCUCUCCUCCAUGAGAAAUAUCCCCCAGAUAGUGGGAAUGUGGGCGUGUGUGUGCAUAUGUUUGUAUACGUUGGGGAAUAUCAAUGUUAAAAGUUGUUGGUGUCUUACUCUUAUCACAUUGCAUUUGUCCAGUGUUGUCAUUCAUCUGUAGCCUCUACUGCCCACACUGAAAUGGAGGUGAUCACUGAAUAGAAAAGUAUCUUGAAUGUGCUGGGUGUGGUUGGGGAAAUAACUGUUGCUUUUCCUUAUUGGACUUUAUGUCAAGUUAGAACAUCCUAAAAUUGCGUUUACCCAUCAUUGUAUCUGUCAUUGGUCUGGAGUAAGGGGAGGGGAUAGGAAAUGAGCCUUUUCUGUAGCUUAUAAAUGUCGGGUUUAGUACAGAGUUUUCUUCUGUGAGGUGUGACAGUUUGCUGAAAGUUCAGCCAGUCAGAUUGCUGGUGUCUAGUACCCGCAGGGCAGGAGCGGCCUUCUGUGUCAGCAGGUGGCAGGCACCCCUCUGAAUGGCCGUCUUCUUUGAGACAGCGGUCCUUGAAUGUGAGGCCUUCACCUUGUGUGAAUGCUGUCUUCCCCACUCCCCCACCCCGCCCCAGUCCAGUCAGGGGCUGGAGAGAGCCAGUGUGAACUCCGAGGGACCCUUUGUGAAAGUGAAAGGUGGAAGUGAAGGUGGUCCCCAUGGGCAGGAAGCUCGUGUAAGUGGCAGAGAGGAGGACGCAUUUGAAGAUCAGAGUAGUUAGGUGCUUGGAUAAGACCCCAAACACCCCUGUUUUAAAAGUCACUUAAAAUAAGCCAGUAGAACCUCCCAGAUCACAUAAUUGGUGGAAUGAUUUAUACCUUUUUCCAUUAGUUAAUAAAUAAUCACAGUUCACAAUUUAUUUAGGGUUUUUUUUCCCUAAACCAGUAGUAAAUUCUGUCUUUACUACAUGCAAAAAGGGGGGGGGGGGGGAAAUGAAGGAAUACAAGAAAAUUCCCCUGUUCUGAUUUUAAAGUCCCUGUUCAGUUAUUAAAGGGCAUUUGGCCCAAUAUGAGGGGUUUGGAUUUAAUUUGCUUCUGAUGUUUCUUUUGGAAACAUUUAGGGAUAUUUUUCUUCCCCAUCCCAUAAAUUGUUCAGCACUUUUUAUUUCAUUUAUUUUUAAAUGACCACACUAAAACUACUGAUGCAAGUUCCAGUAUUCUAGAAAAACCCAUCAGUGGUUGAGGAAUAGAAUAUUUUAGUUAAAUACAUGAUUAUUUAAAACAUCAAGCCAAAAAAUUAACCUAAUUGAAUUAAAGCCAUAGAAACACAUUAACCUUUAUACGAGUAAUUUGUUUUUAAAUGUAUGAUUCUCAAAUUACUGUAUUUCAUUUUAUAGGGUUAUCUAAUAAGUGGACUACUUAUCUUCCGUGUGUUUCGCUUCUCAUGAAUUACUUUUCUUACAAAUAAUUACAUGGUUCACUAGAUGAGACUAGCACAUUAUCAAGCCCAGGUGACCAGCUUAAGACAAAGGCAAGGAAAACACUUACUUUCUGACAGCUCUUCCAAGAGAUCAGCCAUUUUAUUUUCGUCAUUCAAAAGCAAGUUUUGAUUGUUUAGGAGUUUAUUGUGAUGAAAAAUCCAGUAAACAGGAAAGUCUGGGUGCUAGUGUUGUAGCAUCUCGGAUCUAGAACUCAGAACUAACAUUCCACAAUUUCCAGGGUGCACAUAGUAAAAUCUGAGGCCCAGUAUUGCAUGUUUUACUGGAGAGGAAGAGUUGGCUGUGCAAGAGGUGAAGUAUUUCUGUAAUCAUUACUGUGGGCCUAAUCCUAGAUCCUUGCUGUUGCUGCAGCAUUCUGAGAAGCACUUUGAUUUGGUAAUCAGGCCCUGCACAUGGGAAUAUGAAAAUUUCACGUGUGAAUAUUAAACCUUUUACUGUAGCACAAUCAAGAAUUUAUCUAGAACAUAACAGGCAGCUAAAACUAUUAUGCCCACUGUUUUCAAUUAGGAGCAGAAUUGAGUUAAAAAUAAUUUUUCCACCUUGAAACACUUUACAAACACAAAUGUCUAUGAAAGAUGCUUUGUUCAUGACUAUCCUUUUUUUCUGUGAAAACUCAAAUAUCUUUGUAUGUAUGUGUGAGUGUAUAUGUUAAUAUAUACACAUGUAUAUAUAUGUGUGUUUGUGUGUUUCAAAUGUUGGUGUUUAAGUCAGCUGGGUUUAUGAUGGGCUUUGGAAAUGAUCCUGUUGUCUAGAUUUUAAAAACCCAACUGACAGAAAAAAUGUUUUGUAUUGAUAGGUAGCUAUGCUUAUGCAAAAUGUUUAGGUUUUAAACUAUUUUGAAAUAUAUGGCAAUUUUAUAUGUAUAAUAUUUUCUAUAGAUAGAUUCUUUCAGAAAGAUAUAUUUAUAAUGUUUCUAAUAUGAAAUCGCUGAAGUCUAGUACAUUAGGUGCUUUAUGAUCUGAAAUGCAGUGGGGUGGGGGCAUUAGGGAAUUUCUGUUUACUUUUUUCUGCUGUACCUUUUCUGACAUUUCUGUCUUGGUUUGUGCUUUUUUAGGAAAAGUCAGCACUACCAGGUCUUUUACUAUCUCUCUGUUCCUACAUUUGAAUUCACAACCUUUUGAACAAAAUGUUGUUUUUGCUUUCUUAGGAUUGCCAAAAUGUUCUUUGUGGAUUUUACUAGUAAUCAGACACACUUAUAUAAACUUCUUUCCAGAAAUUAAAAAAAUACAUAUGUAUUCUCUUAAUUGUGAUUGAGUUAAAAACAGCUUAAAUUACUUUUCUUUUUUUUGCACUAGAAAAUCUGCUCUCUGAACAUUUUCAGUGAGAAACUUCUUAUAAUAGCACUUUUAUUUUAUACUCUUAUGAUUUGUGAAUAACGACACAAAGGCCAUACCGACCCUACAUUUAACAAGGUAGCUACGCAAGUCCAAAUUUAAAAACUAUUUAAACUACUUAUAUUAGGACUUUUGAUAUAUACUGAAAUACAGAUUAUUGCUUAAUUAAUGCCAUUUUCCCCAGAGAUGAAUAUCUAGAAAAGUAAGACCAAAACAUCAUUUGGAAUAUAUACAUUAAUGAAAAACUAAUGUAUCUAUAAAACCUUCUAUUGCCACACUUGAUAGAAAAUGUCUGUUUCAGAAUUAUCUGUUUCCUUUAAAAGACAAGACCCUAUCUUCUUUUAAUUUUUCUGAAUAAAGGAUUUUUUAAAGUUUAAAAUUUUAAAAUAUUUUCCAAGUCCUGGGCAUGUUACAAUCUUUUGAAUUAAAAAUUAUAUUUACCAAAUGAUUUUCUAAAUGUAUUUAACUAUUUAGCAGGGGGAAAAAAGGAAUAGUAAUCGCCUGCCAAUGCUGAUAAUGCUGGAGGGACUAGAUUAGUCUGAGCUCUUUUUCCUCUUAGAUCAGCAUAUUCUGAGAUUAUAAACCACAUGACACAGUUGUGCCAAGAUGCCAACUCUUCCUUCCCUGUGAUGUUGCCCAUGAUGUUCUCUGCCUAGGUAUCUGCUGAUACGCUUCAAGCGACAGUAGAAUUCAAACCAGAAAUAUGAAUACAGUGUCCCACCUAAUUUUAAAGGAUUGAGUUUAGAGUGUGCAUCAUGGAAUAUUAAUAUACACGCGCUUCGAUGUCUUGUGGGGGUGUUAUUAGCUUGGUUUUUUGGCUUGGUUUUGAUUUUUGACUAGUGCCAAAAUAGUGCCUUCGCUGUACAUUUUCUACCUAACAUUUUCUAGCUUGUUCUAAAAUAUCAAGGGAAGAAGUACCAAAGUUCACGUAGGAACUAAUGCCAGCACAGGUCAUUGAUUUUCAGACACAAAGAUGUGUGAAAAUAACGUUGUUUGACUUUGUUGUUUAGCAGAGUUUCUUUUUUAUCUCCUUGUAUAAUUAUAUUUAAACAUUUUUUAAUGGCUUUCUGGUUUCUGAAUUUUGAGAGGCCUGAUCUACUGUUGUGGUUGUUGGUUUAGUGGUUGGUUUUUGUAACGUUCGUUAUUGUUUUUAUGUACACAGUCUAGUCUUGUUCAUUUCAAAUGCAUUUUGUUAUGACUCAACCCGAUCAGCAGCCCUGGGAGCACUGUUUUAGCUUUUAUCACCUCAGCUGAGGCCACUGCCGCUGUCUCUGGCUUUCAAGGGCCUUCAGUGACCCCGGACAGCAGCUCCGUGGGGGUCACAACCAGGACCGUGGGGCAGGCAGGCUGCAAAGUGUGAGUGUCUGGAGCUCCAUUUGUUGGGGAGUCUUGGGAUGACAGGACAGGAUAUGAAGUGAAAAACCAAGGUAGUUGGGGUCCUUCGUUUCAGCUCCAAAUAUCCCGUGAGUACAAGGUAAAUGAUGAGGACCAAGGACCCUCUCCGACUCGUGGGAAGGAUGGCUGCUCCCUGGAACUGCGCCAUAGGUCCUGGCCCCUGCGGUUUCUGCACCAGCACAGACAGCCUUGGCGGCGGACGCGCACGGGCCGCGGCCCCGUUGGUAAAGAACCUUGUGUUGCCAGCGUGGCUGGUUUCUCUGGCCCAUGCCUGCUUAUCAGGCUCUUCAUCUUUGGUAUCCAUUUGUCUCAUUGCUUUCUUUUGUUAUCAUUGUACUUAUUAGAAACCGUUGAUAGGGCCUAAAACUCUACCGAAAUUCUGUGUCUGUAAAAACCAACAGAUACUUUGGUCUUACUCAAAUACAGAGAUUUUUUUUUCUGUGUGUAGGAUUGUAGAUAAUUUUAAAUUUACACGUUUUUGAUGAUAAUCAGCGUUCCUUUUUGCUUAUAACAUUGGAUUAUUUUUUAGAAUUUGUAAUAAAUAAAAACUGCUGCUGCUUCACACUGUAACAUGUGCUUUCUAACCAUGUAUUUUUAAAAUAAAUUUCAAUAUGACUUA
This is a messenger RNA of Dama dama (fallow deer), 7392 nucleotides long. RefSeq names its product solute carrier family 7 member 2 (gene SLC7A2). NCBI's taxonomy places the organism in Eukaryota, Metazoa, Chordata, Mammalia, Artiodactyla, Cervidae. The coding region runs from base 282 to 2402 and encodes 706 amino acids. Gene Ontology annotation, biological process: transmembrane transport; amino acid transport. The transcript has 14 exons. The record is from RefSeq and is a predicted model, not a curated record. Gene Ontology annotation, molecular function: amino acid transmembrane transporter activity. Gene Ontology annotation, cellular component: plasma membrane.